Molecule: messenger RNA, 480 nt
Organism: Hyaena hyaena (striped hyena)
Lineage: Eukaryota; Metazoa; Chordata; Mammalia; Carnivora; Hyaenidae
Gene: ETV2
Product: ETS variant transcription factor 2
Exons: 4
Coding region: 1-462 (153 amino acids)
Biological process (GO): regulation of transcription by RNA polymerase II; cell differentiation
Cellular component (GO): nucleus
Molecular function (GO): DNA-binding transcription factor activity, RNA polymerase II-specific; sequence-specific DNA binding
Source: RefSeq, a predicted model, not a curated record
AUGGACUUGUGGAACUGGGAUGAAGCUUCACCACAGGAAGUGCCCCCAGGGAACGGGCUGUCAGGGCUGGAAGGCGCUGAACUCGGCUUCUAUUUCCCUGAGCUGGCCCUCCCAGGGGACACGCUGACCGCGGAGACACGCUGGAAAGGUCCCAUUCAGCUGUGGCAGUUCCUCCUGGAGCUGCUACGAGACGGGGAGCGUAGCAACUGCAUCCGCUGGACGGGCAACAGCCGCGAGUUCCAGCUGUGUGACCCCAGAGAGGUGGCACGGCUCUGGGGUGAGCGCAAGAGGAAGCCCGGCAUGAACUAUGAGAAGCUGAGCCGAGGCCUACGCUACUACUACCGCCGCGACAUCGUGCGCAAGAGCGGUGGGCGCAAGUACACUUACCGUUUCGGGGGCCGCGUACCCGGCCUGGCCCAUACCGACUGCGCGGGGGAUGGACAGGGAGGUGCGACCCAAUAAAGAUAUCCCGUCAAAUUA